UUCCGGAAGUCACCGCCACGGGUUCCGUAGCUGCUGCCUUCGCUCCAGUCUCUGGCGCCGUGGAACUCUACGAGAGGAACAUUCGAGGCGGGCUCAGGCGGGGUCGGGCCCCCCUCCCCGCGCUGCGCAAUGGAGAUAAUCCGAAGCAAUUUUAAGAGUAAUCUCCACAAAGUGUACCAGGCCAUAGAGGAGGCAGACUUCUUCGCCAUCGAUGGGGAGUUUUCAGAGUUCACCAUGAUGACCAGGGAAAGUAAAUGCUUGUUUAAGUAAGAAUCAGUGAUGGUCCUUCAGUCAGCGCAUUAACAAAUGGUUUUGAUACUCCAGAAGAAAGGUACCAGAAGCUUAAAAAGCAUUCCAUGGACUUUUUGCUGUUUCAGUAUGGCCUUUGCACUUUUAAAUAUGACCACACAGACUCAAAGUAUAUAACAAAAUCAUUUAACUUCUAUGUUUUCCCGAAACCCUUCAGCAGAUCCUCACCAGAUGUCAAAUUUGUUUGUCAGAGCUCAAGCAUUGACUUUCUGGCAAGCCAAGGAUUUGACUUUAAUAAAGUUUUUCGCAAUGGAAUUCCAUAUUUAAAUCAGGAAGAAGAAAGACAGCUAAGAGAGCAAUAUGAUGAAAAACGUUUACAAUCCAAUGGUUCAGGAUCUCUCUCAUAUGUUUCUCCCAACACUUCAAAAUGUCCUGUGACCAUUCCUGGAGAUCAGAAGAAGUUUAUUGACCAAGUGGUAGAGAAAAUAGAAGAUUUAUUACAAAGUGAAGAAAACAAGAAUUUGGAUUUAGAACCAUGUACUGGGUUCCAGAGAAAGCUUAUUUAUCAGACUUUGAACUGGAAGUAUCCCAAAGGCAUUCAUGUUGAGACUUUAGAAACUGAAAAGAAAGAACGAUAUUUAGUAAUCAGUAAAGUAGAUGAAGAAGAACGCAAAAGACGAGAGCAACAGAAGCAUGCUAAAGCACAGGAGGAGCUGAAUGAUGCAGUGGGAUUCUCUAGAGUUAUUCAUGCCAUUGCUAAUUCAGGGAAACUUGUUAUUGGACACAAUAUGCUUUUGGAUGUCAUGCACACAAUUCAUCAGUUCUACUGCCCUCUGCCUACGGACUUAAAUGAGUUUAAGGAAAUGACAACAUGUGUUUUCCCUAGACUCUUGGAUACUAAAUUGAUGGCCAGCACACAACCUUUUAAGGAUCUCAUUAACAAUACAUCCCUUGCAGAAUUAGAAAAGCGGUUGAAAGAGAUGCCUUUCAGUCCUCCUAAAGUUGAAAGUGCAGAAGGUUUUCCAAGUUAUGACACAGCUUCUGAACAGCUCCACGAAGCCGGCUAUGAUGCUUAUAUCACAGGAUUGUGUUUCAUCUCCAUGGCAAACUUCUUGGGUUCUUUUCUUAGCCCUCCCCAAAAUCAUGUGUCUGCCAGAUCAAAACUCAUUGAACCUUUUUUUAACAAAUUAUUUCUUAUGAGAGUUAUGGAUAUUCCCUACCUAAACUUGGAAGGACCAGACUUGCAACCUAAACGUGAUCAUGUUCUUCAUGUGACAUUCCCCAAAGAAUGGAAAACCAGUGACCUUUACCAGCUUUUCAGUGCCUUUGGCAACAUUCAGAUCUCCUGGAUUGAUGACACAUCAGCAUUUGUUUCUCUCAGCCAGCCUGAUCAAGUAAAAAUUGCUGUGAAUACCAGCAAAUAUGCAGAAAGCUAUCGGAUCCAGACAUAUGCUGAAUAUAUGGGAAAGAAGCAUGAGGAUAAGCAGGUCAAGAGGAAGUGGACAGAAGAUGGUUGGAAGGAGGUUGAGAGGAAGCGACUAAACACUCAGUGCAUAUCCUAUGCUCUGCAGAGCCACUACUACUGUGCCAACAGUCUCACACCUACCAGCACAGGAGGAAAGAGAAACCUGAGUCCCCGUUCAGCAGAAACUGGCUUGGAGAGCAGCAUAUCGGGAGAGAUUUCUGAAACAGAACUUGAGCAGACUGACUCUUAUGCAGAAUCCCUCUCAGAGGGAAGGAAGAAGGCCAAGAAUCUAAAAAGAAUGAAGAAGGACCUUUCUCCAGCAGGAAGUAUCUCUGCCAACCUCUUUGAAGUUCCUGACACGUGGUAACCAAGACCCAAGGAAAUGGAUUGCUGGUGCUGUCACCAAGAAGGAGCCAGCUGACACAUUUGGAAGCCAUACUGUAUUUAAUUUAACAAAGUGUGGUGGGGGGGCUUAAAACUGAGUCUGUCUCCUGGGGGGUGGGGAGGCGGGGAAACACCAGUUUUUAUUUUUGUGUCUGUUUCUUUUUCUCCCUUUUAUUGUCAAGUGCCCACUGGAACCUAGCACAGUUGUAGGCUGUCGUGAUGAAUGUGAACUGUUAGUUUAUUGUCUCUUGCUCGUGUGAAGCCUUUCCUGUCAUGAACUAGUUCAGUCAGAGACCCCACCUGAUGGAGUGUCUUGAGCAUGAAUUUGGGGUUGAACUAUGCUCCUUGAAGAGGUUUUCAUCCAUCUGCAAGAACUCAGAUUUGGGGCAGUCUCUGUACGUGAUUACAAUCUCCCCAGCAGACAAAUGGACGGUGCCAGCCUGCUUCCCACCUCAGUGUCUGCCUCAACUACUCUCAGCUUGUUCAUCCAACAGGAAAAUGGCUACUGAUGUCAACCCGUGAAAGAGCUUACCAUAUGCCUAGGCCUUUGGGGCAUAUUGAUUUGGAGCUGUUUUUCCCCCCAAUAUAUGAUUCCUCUUAGCAAAGUGUGCAAGGAUAGGAGCUAAUUUGUUUUCAUGUGCAGUGCUGUGAUCACCUUUCCCUGUCUUAGCCUGACCAUCAUCUCCUUUUUGGGUGACCAGCCAGACAUUAGGUGGUGUGUGCACAUGAAUGUCCAUAUGUGUGUGACAUCGUGACAGAUCCAGACCUCUGCCAACCCUUCUCUGUGGGGACAGCUCACCCCAGCAACAGAAUCUAUGGGUCUACUUCAGCAGGUCUGCUCCCUAUUCAUCAUUGUUAGAUAUUUAA
Erinaceus europaeus (western European hedgehog) is the source of this 2965-nucleotide messenger RNA. It is a transcript of the gene PARN, whose product is annotated as poly(A)-specific ribonuclease. The transcript has 25 exons. The coding region runs from base 357 to 2081 and encodes 574 amino acids. Gene Ontology annotation, molecular function: metal ion binding; poly(A)-specific ribonuclease activity; RNA binding. Lineage: Eukaryota; Metazoa; Chordata; Mammalia; Eulipotyphla; Erinaceidae. The record is from RefSeq and is a predicted model, not a curated record. Gene Ontology annotation, biological process: nuclear-transcribed mRNA poly(A) tail shortening. Gene Ontology annotation, cellular component: nucleus; cytoplasm.